Pezoporus occidentalis (night parrot) is the source of this 6376-nucleotide messenger RNA. RefSeq names its product cytochrome P450 2W1-like. Gene Ontology annotation, cellular component: cytoplasm; intracellular membrane-bounded organelle. The record is from RefSeq and is a predicted model, not a curated record. Gene Ontology annotation, biological process: xenobiotic metabolic process. NCBI's taxonomy places the organism in Eukaryota, Metazoa, Chordata, Aves, Psittaciformes, Psittacidae. Gene Ontology annotation, molecular function: oxidoreductase activity, acting on paired donors, with incorporation or reduction of molecular oxygen, reduced flavin or flavoprotein as one donor, and incorporation of one atom of oxygen; heme binding; iron ion binding.
GCCCACUCGCGGAGAUGGGAAAUGGUGUUUUCGGGGUUGCAACCUAAAGAACCCAACCUGGGCACCUGAUGUUUUUACUUUGGCAAGGUUGGCUUUUAUUUGGUGUGUAGCAAUGCAGGACUAUAGAGGUGGGGGGCUUUGCCUGCACGUGAUUUCAUGUUUGUUUUGGAAGAAGUGCUGGUCUCAGGCUCUGUUGAUGUUAGGAAGGCAGCGGUUGCAUGAGGAUGCGUCCCAGCCUGAUAUGGGGUGAUGCAGGCAGCAGAAGUGGAUGUUCCCACAGUGCUGGGGAUGGCAGUGUGGCUUUGCCACCCAGACACAGGCAUGCAUGUGCAGAGCUUUCUGUGCAGGUAAAUGCCAUACAGGCAGGGCAGGGCUGCCCAUGGGUACCAGCAGGGAGCAGGUCAGGGUGGGAAGCAAAGGGUUUUUUCAGAGAGAAAAGGGAGGGGGGGGCGAAGUUGAAAUCUUCAUGCAGAAAGAGAGGAGUGGAAAAGUAUUUAUCUUAAAUAUGUCAUGUUUGUGCAUAAUUAAGCACCAGCUAAAAGCUGGGAUUGAAGCUUCUAGGAUCAGAGACUGGGCAGAUGGGAUGAGAAUGCCAGGGAAGGAGAAUUUUAAAAACACAGCAAACCCUGCUCUAAGAUAUGCUGCAGCUGGGUUUGCCGGUGGUGCUGGGGAAGGAGAAGCCCAGUGUGAUGGUGAACAGCAAGCCCUGAAGCCUCAGAGAAAUGUAAAAGGCCUGAGAGCAGAGUUUCUGCCAGGCUGGCCGCUGGAGAGGCUAAAUGUCUAAACGCAGUGCUCAUCAUGUAAAGCGGCUUCAGACUGGAGCUGCCACGUGUGCUAGGGGAGGGGAUGGAGCAUUCACCUCUGCUGUGAGGUUAUUUUAACCUGAAAAACACUCUAGAAUCAAAGGAAUGGGCAAUGUGGCUUGGAACUGAGGCCUUUUUCUCUAAAGCAGAAAUGGAGUAUUUCUUACCACCAGAUGCCCAGAAGGGACAUGAAUUCACUGUCCACCUACAGGAGAGGUUGGGACGCAGCCGGGUGAUGGGGACUUUGCUGCAGGGUUGGAAAGCGCAUCCCAGUGCGCUCUGUGUGCCACUGCUGUACCUGCUGGUAAAUAACAUGGUGCUUCUCAAAACUGCCAGAUGAUGCUUUGGGGGACAGUUUAUCCACCAGCUCAAUGUAGUCCCCCACAUCACAGAGCAAGAUUCUGAAGGCUCUCUCUGCUGAUUCCUGCAGGAGCAGGGCCCAAGCAGUGUGCUGCUCCCAAUACCCCUUGCUGUGCAAAGUUACAGUAGGAACAUCCAGAAAUGGUGAUUAUCACAGUAUGAAUUUUAAUCUCUCUUGCCCAUUACUGGCUCCAAGGAUGGAAGGAGACCUCGCUUUCUGCUCUUCACUCCUCUUUGUCCAAGAGUGGCUAAUUUGGGAGGGCUCAGCCUCCAAUUAAUUGUACACAGCCCAAAGGAAUUACUUUCUUUCCCAACUACAAAUCCACGGGUGGAUGGAUCCUGGGGCACUCUGUAUAAGCGCUUUUCUUUCUCUAAUUUCUCCUGCGACUUUUGACAUGGCCCUGCCCUGACUGGGGACAUUGAUGAUUAUUUUUUUUUCAGAGAGAUCAUUUACUCUUAGAUAAAGAUUAAUUUUAACUUUAAAUUUUAACUGAAAUCUCUUAAGUGAAAACGUUUUUAUAGGCCAGCUAAGAUGCUGUUAUCUUUGCCCAGCUUUGCCUCUGUCACGGGCUGCUUCACCGAGCAGGUAAUAAGUAACCUUUCCUCCCUCUGGGUGGGUUGAGGGCAGAGGGCUGACAGAAGUAGGCUGAUGGCCUCCUUGCUCCCUUCUCCUUGGGAAUCGUAAACAAUUUUAGUGUCAGUGACCUCUCUCUGCCCCUUGUUUUGGGUAAUCCUUGUGGUGCACGCAGAUGCCAUUCCUAUACCGUUCCCUGCUUCCCUCUAUGUGGAGCCUAAAAGACCUCCCAGAAAUGACUAUGGUGAAAGGGCAGCAGCUGAGUCAGGCCCAGGGGAGCGGAGCUUCAGGCACAACGGCUGCAUUCACAGCCCAGCCCUGACACACGCUCCAGGGCUGUCCAGGGCACAGCCCUGCACCACACUUCUCAGAGCCACAUAGACAGGUCGUUGUCCAAGCAAGGAUGCAGACGUACAUAUCCAGACUCCCAGUCUCCUGCUUUUACCACAGAUGGUUUGUAGCACAAGUGGGUUUGGGGUGGAUGGACCCUUCCCAGGUGAUGCAGGGUUUGAGAGAGGACUGGGUAUGACCUAGGAUUACAUCUCCUGCCUGAGAUGGAUGGGAGAGUGCAGGUUUGAAUGGGCGUUGUGUCCAGUCUAAGUGUGAACCUUGCUGAACCUUGGAACAGUCCCAAAGCAUCCUCAAGGCUGGUACCAUCUCAUAGCACAGUAUGGAGCAGCACGAAAUCCUUGUGAUCUAAAAGACCUGGAAAAAAGAGAUGUCAAAGUCUCUUUUCCUACCUAAGGGACCAUUGCAUCAUUUGUCUGAUCAGGGUGAUUUUACAGAAGUGAUGUGUUUCCACUGGUGUCUCUGACAGAUCUCACACCAUUAGACACUGCCACAAACUAGUGGAAACAGCAGGUCUUUUACAAAACCUUCCAUGUUCACACUGAGUCUGUAAUGCAGCUCUCCAAGACAUGUUUUUUAUAUUCCUUUUGUUGUGUAUAGAGUGCAAGCGGUACCAGUUAACACUGGAUGGGGAGCAGAAAGCAAUGCCCCUUGCUAAAAGAGCCACUCAUGAAAGAGUUUUGUUUCCCUUCACUGGGAGAAAAUGCUUCACUGCAAGGGGACAAGAAGGUGAAGAGGAGGGAAGAUGGUGUCCACCAGUGGUCCACCCAGCUUCACACAUGGUCUGGAGUGAGUCUCUUCCCCUGCAGGACCUGCUUCUCCUACACUGUACCAUGAUGAGCAACGCUUGUCUACCCUGAAGGAUUAUUUUGGGAUAAGUAUUUGUAAAGAGCUGUCAGUGUUCAGAGAGGUUAGAUGAAGAGGAUGGAACAGAGAGAUGAAAAGGAAAUCUUAAGAGAAAUUGCGUGAUCAAUGCCUGAUGAAGCAGAUACGGGACUCCCAGGUGCUGGGAAAUCGUUGCAGGCAGAAGAAUCCAAGCUAGGCUUUGAAAUGAAGCAAACCUGCCCUACUGCACUUGGUGGGGAGCCUGCACACAAACUGUGCUUCGACUUUGCCUUUUGCAGACAUAGAUUCCAGAUUUUAUGGAGAGCUGGGGGUAGAGGGGAAGACUGUGCAAAGUGCAGCAAAACCCCUGACAUCAUUUACUCUGGAUAAAUAUAAUGGGAUAAUACAAGCAUUCUAAGGAAGGUGCCUCAGUGGCUUGCCAGAAGGGCAAGCUCCACCAAAAUAUGGCAGCCUUCAUGCCCUUCUUCAUCUGUGGAGUGUGUGCACUGCUUUUUGCAGCUGCACUCUAUGUGUUAAAAGUUUUCAAGCAAUCAUCAGCUUUAAAUUUGCCUUCUGGUCCAUUUCCUCUUCCCAUCAUUGGCAACCUGCAUUUGCUGAACAUCGGAAGGCAAGACAAGUCACUGAUGAAGAUUUCAGAGAAAUAUGGCCCCGUUUUCACCAUCCACUUGGGGUUUCAGAAGGUGGUGAUGCCAACUGGCUACAGGACAGUAAAGGAUGCUCUUCUGAACACAAGGGAUGUGCUUGCAGACAGACCACCUUUACCCAUAUUCUAUCACAUCCAACAUAGAAACAGUGUGUUCUUUGCUUCUGAGCUCUGGAAGAAAACAUGACGGUUCACCAUAGCUGCCAUGAGGGAUCUUGGCACAGGGAAGCAUCUUGGUGAAGAAAGGAUGCUUGAGGAGCUUCGUUUUCUCAUUGAGUUGAUCAAAUCCUUCGAAGGUGAGCUGGGACCUUUCCAAUUGUGGUUUUUGAAUAUGGCUCCCAGCAACAUCACCUUUGCUAUUCUCUUUGGGAGAAGGUUUGAUUAUAGAGACCUAACAUUUCUUACCCUGUUAAGACUCAUAGAUGAAGUUAUGCACCUUCUUGGCUCUCCAUCCUUGUGUUUAUUUAAUUCCUACCCAUUCCUUGGAUUUCUCCUCAAACCUCACAAGGUGAUACUGAAAAAAGUAGAAGUGUGUGUGACCUUAAAGAAGUGCAGCAAGGAAAGCAAAGAAAGCGUUAGUGAGAACAACCUGAAGAGCUACACUGAUGCGCUGGUAUUCAAACAAGAGGAGCUGAAUAAAAGCAAUACACUUUUCCAUGAUGGAUUAUUGGCUGCUGCACUUGACCUGCUCGUGGCUGGCACCGAGACGACAUCCACUGCACUGCAAUGGGCCAUCCUGCUGCUGUUGAAGUACCCCGAAAUUCAAAAAAAGAUGCAUGCAGAGAUUGAGCAAGUUCUUGGUCCUGGUUGCUUGCCUACCUUUGAGGACUGGAAAAAAAUGCCACUUACCAAUGCAAUGAUCCACGGGGUGCAGAGAUUUGUUGCCCUCCUGCCACGUGUUACACGGUGCACCUCGGUUAGCACCCUCUUUAAAGGUUAUUUCAUUCCCAAGGGAACAACAGUGGUUCCUCUGCUCACCUCUGUGCUGCUGGAUAAAACGCAGUGGGAGAUGCCUGAUGAAUUCAACCCCAACCACUUUCUUGGUGUGGAUGGGAACUUCAUCAAGAAGAAAGCAUUCCUGCCUUUCUCCACAGGGCAGAGAAACUGCAUUGGAGAAAGUCUUGCCACGAUGGAGCUCUUCAUCUUCUUCACAGGCUUGAUACAGAAGUUGAGUUUUAAGCCUCUACCUGGGGUCAAAGAAUCUGAGCUGGACACAACUGCAGAGGCUGGGUUCACCGUGAGACCCCAGCCACAGUGUGUCUGUGCUGUGCUAUGCCAAUAAAGCCAAGGCUCUGAACUGAGAAAGAUCCAUGUAAUAGUUUUCUGCAGAGCCUAGCAGAUGCACUAAAGAGAAAUCAGAUCCCUGUGCAGUAGCUACAAGUAGAGUCUUCUUACCCAAAGCCUUGCAAGUAAUGGCUACAUGCCAUUGAACAAAUACUUGGUCAGGACCCAGGUCGCCUUUCCUACCAGGAUGGUUAGUGGGUGAGGUGACCUGGAAAAUGCCAGCCAGACAUGACUGGAAAUAGCAGGACAGUCAGUACUUUACACAUCAAAAGUAGAGUGUAAGAAAGUUACCCUUGUUCUGAGCCUCUAGGAGAGGAUGUUUCUCAAGAGUGGGUAAUUACUUCACUUGGAGAGCAGUAGCAGAUAAAAGGUUGUGUCAUCAUCUAAUCCCUGCUCUUUUCCCAUUCUCUGCUGCACAUGGGAUAAAUUAAUCCCAGAUACCUACACUUCUAUGUGUGAUGGAUGUUCUUCUAACACUUUACAAAUUUCUGAUUUUGAAUCCCAGAUGUCAGAACCUGGAUUUCUUAGGUUCCCCUUGCUCUGAGGGACCUCAGCAAGGUUCAUUGGGAGUCUUUGGCUCUUUCUGGGUACAGGCUCUGCUAUGCCUGCGCUGAUAUAGGGCUUAACAGCUCUCCCCAGACAGUGAAGACACUCCCCAGCAUUUUUGCAAAGGUAGCUCAGAUACACAGACACAACCUCUUUUCAGAGCACGAUGUGUGAACAAGAAAGCAUGCAAACACUGUAGAGAUGUGUUUCUAAAUGUCUAAGAUGCUCUUCCUCAAGCAGCACAGAAGCUGGGCAGAUCCAGGCAAAGCAACAGAAAAUCUGCCCAUCUCCCCUUUCCUUACAUCUCCCAGCUUUCUGUGAGACUUCUCAGGACCCUCCCUUUUCCUGACAUUCCCUAUCUUCUUCUCCUCUGAAAUGACUGCAGAUGGAGCCUCAUCACAUCUGCUCAUCAGGGAAGACAACAGGACUCUUGAGGCAGCUGGCUUCUUCCUUGGUCUGAAAUGCUGAGUGGAGGCCAGAAGGAUCUGAUAGGCUUGCAAUGGGAGGUGGGUUAAGCCAUUGUCCCCAUUGUGUUUGAGAUGGUUAGUCCCUCAGAGGGAUCCGUGUCUGCUCUAGGAUGAGAAGACGACUUCUCCUGUGCCCUGUGUACCACUUGAUUCUUCCAGGUUAAUAGUAAAUAAAUGCGUUUGCUCCCAGACUUGCUCACAGGUGAAUGCAGUUGGACUGGGUUCCAUAAAGCCUCAAGGCUUGGAUCUGCCCUCCCUACCCAGCCUGAAUCUGGGGCUGGCAGGGUGUUUUACCCCAGUAAGAACUGCAGGGCUGGGCUGUCUGUGACUCAGAGGGAUCAUGUUGCCAUCUCGUGGCAAAAAUAAAAUAGAAAUGAUAUUCUGCACAGUGCUUAUUUCUCUGGCUCAGUGGGGCUGCAGAUACAAAGCAGCCCUUGUUUUACAGAUCUAUGCAGUUCCUGCAAUCCUUGCAUCUGACCAUCGCCCCUCUGAGAACAGGAGCUCU